AUGGCGCCCCGCAAGACCACCGCUGGCGACAAGAUCCCGAAAGCAAAGAAAGCAUCCACUGUCAAAAAGAGCGAAGACAAGGUUAUCAAGCGGCCCGCCCGCGGAUAUCACAAAUUUCGGAAUGGUCUGCUGAAUGUCGCGCCCAAAGGUGAUGAGAAGGAACUCACCAAGCAGAAUCGGACCUCUCCACUUCUACGACUGCCACCUGAGAUUCGCAAUAUCAUCUGGAAACUUGUGUUAGGAGGAAAAGUAUAUCGGACGUGGUUGUGUGGCCAGAUUGGGUCUUCACCGACGCAUACGACGAACGCCAUGGCGCUUCUGCGCACUUGCCGCCAGGUGUAUGCAGAAGCUGCAAUUGUGCCGCUUACGCUUACGAUGUUCUCGACCGAUUACCCUUCAAACAUCGACGAUAUCAUAAUGGCAUCUCGCAAGCUUGAUUUCAAGAACCAGAAGGCCUCUACCAAGGGCACAAAGGCCUUUACCGACACGGAAGUAGUGAAGCGCCGGUAUAAGAAGGUUCGCUUUCACGAGGAUGGGCUACUCAAUGUUGAACGAAAAACUGGGAAGUACUUUAAGAUAGCGAGAGAAAACCAGCAGGAUUCACUGUUGCUACGCCUUCCACCAGAGCUGCGUUGCUUGGUCUUCGAAUAUGUGCUUGGUGGCAACACAUAUGAGAUCAGAUACCACCAGAAAAGCGAGGCAGUAAAGCACACAACAAUAUCAAAGCACGCUCUCGCUUUGCUCUCCGUCUGCCGUCAAAUCUUUGCCGAAACUGCUCUGCUGCCGUUCGGCUUGAACACGUUCUCGGUCUUUCACCCUCUGGUAUUCAACAUAUGGAUCAAAGGCUUUCACCUAGCUUUUGCCGAAGUUGUCACUUCCGUACGCAUCAAUAUCCUUGCUUACCGUUUCCCGCUAUCUCUGUGGUACAAAAAGUUUUACGAUAUACCUCGAGCUCAAUACAUUCCUCUUGACAGUUCUGAUAUACAGUUAUCUUCUGUGCUCACCUCGCUCAAGGUCAUACAGAUUGCUUUUAUUGUCAAAGCUACAUCCAUGGAAGAUACAAAUGUGAUGGAGAAGCUAAACAAGUCGGGGGAAGAGAUCAGAGGUUUCUACGAGUUGGCGAAUAGCGGUAUCAAAGUCAAUUUGACCCGAAAAUUGAGUAGCAUAGUUCCCUUAAGAUUCGGUAAUACAAGCUGCCGAGUUCGGUUCUACUGA
Alternaria burnsii is the source of this 1215-nucleotide messenger RNA. RefSeq lists its product as uncharacterized. NCBI's taxonomy places the organism in Eukaryota, Fungi, Ascomycota, Dothideomycetes, Pleosporales, Pleosporaceae. The transcript has 5 exons. Bases 1 to 1215 code for a protein of 404 amino acids. The record is from RefSeq and is a predicted model, not a curated record.